CCUAACUCAGUUCGAUCACAUGCUUCGAAUGCGACCUUUGCCCUCAAUUCUUCGAUUCAAUCAACUCUUAACUUCAAUUGCAAAUCAAAGCAUUAUUCCACUGCGAUUUCUCUGUUUACAAAAUUGGAUUUCUAUGAUUUUUGUACACUUAACAUCGUGAUUAAUUGUUUCUGUAACUUGAAUCGAGUUGAUUUGGGUUUUUCUGUUUUUGGGAAAAUAUUGAAACUUGGUUAUGAACCAGACACCAAAACCUUCAAUACCCUUAUCAAGGGGUUUUGUCUUAAUGGUAACAAGGCUUCCGCACUAAAGUUUUUUGAUGAAAAUGUGGAGAAUGGGUUCCAACCCAAUGUCAUUACUUGUGGCAUUAUAAUGAAUGGACUAUGCAAAAUUGGAAACACUAGUGCUGUUAUUCUUUUGCUUAGAAAGAUGGAAAAAAUAGGAGGUUUUGAGCCUGGACUAGUGCAAUACAGCAUGGUCAUCGAUAGCCUUUGCAAGGACAGACUAGUAACCGAGGCUUUCAAGCUCUUUUUGGAAAUGAUAGGUAAAGUUAUUUCACCAGAUGUCAUCACUUACACGUCAUUAAUUCAAGGUGUAUCUAGUUUAGGUGAGUGGGAAGAAGCUACAAGAUUGUUGAAUGAAAUGGUAGGUAAGAAAAUCUGGCCAAAUGUUAAAACUUUUAACAUUUUAGUUGAUGCACUUUGUAAAGAAGGAAAGGCCAAAAAAGCACAAGAUGUGGUUGAAUUGAUGAUCCAAAGAGGUGUGGUGCCUAGUGUUGUCACUUAUAAUUCUGUAAUGGAUGGGUACUGUCUUUGUGGCCAAGCAGAUGAUGCAAGGAAAAUGUAUGAUGUUAUGGUCAGUAGGGGUUGUGCUCCUGAUGCUAUCACUUAUAAUAUCUUGAUUAAUGGUUACUGUAAGAUCAAAAACAUAGAUGAAGCCAUGAGUCUCUUUAAGGAAAUGUCUAGAAAAAGAUUGCUUCCAGAUAGAUGCACUUUUGCUUCUUGAUGAGAUGCAAACUCAUGGCCAAAUUCCUGAUCUGUUUA
Molecule: messenger RNA, 1040 nt
Organism: Camellia sinensis
Lineage: Eukaryota; Viridiplantae; Streptophyta; Magnoliopsida; Ericales; Theaceae
Molecular function (GO): protein binding
Source: RefSeq, a predicted model, not a curated record